AAACAUUGCAUCCCAAUAUCGCCAUUACAAGCUAGCUAAAACGUUAGUGUUUGAUUAGUUUUUUGAUUGUGGGACUGUUUGUGCAAUCAACAAAUAAAAAUAUGGCGGCAGACAUAAUAGACAAAUUAAAAGGCUUGCAAGGAAUAUUACUGGGAGAAAUAAAAAGAAACAUGAACAUUCUUCUGAACCGCCACUUGGACUUUACUGAAUCAGAAGCAUUCGCCGAGUUUAAGCCGAGAAACUAUUCGGAACGUAUACUUAAAAUUGACGUAUUGAUUCACUACCGCAAUUCAAGAUUGCUGCUUAAAGAAAUCCAAACUUGUGACAAGGUGAUUUUGAAACGGAUUUUAAAGAACUCUUGGUUUGCGAAGGACGCAGCCAGAGACAUUGAACCUGAAACCCUAGUCGAGAAUUUAUUUCCGACUCUGUGUUACUCCACAAAAUUGCAGUUCCUAAAGAAAAUAUUUAAUAAAUACGAUGAAGAAAGAUGUGACAACUUAAUAGAUCGACUCAUUUCGGUUUAUGGUUUUUCGAUGGCGAAAAUCGUUAUAACCGGCUGCAGUGUUGCCAAAAUAAGAACAAUACUAGAGAACUAUAACUGCCUGUUAAAUUACAAACAAUUAAAAUCAAUAUACGAUAAAUCCAAGUCACUAAUCACAACAUAUUUUGCUGAACAAUCACACCAUAAUACGGAAUACAUUGUGUAUAUUUGUUAUUAUGACAAACUUUUCCAAUAUAUUGCUCUAAAAGAUCCUCAAAAUUAUCUAAAAAUAAAAAAACAAUUUAGAACUGAACCAACUAUAGGAAGGAGAACAUCAACCAAAAUUGCAAAAUUUAAUAAAAAUAAAAUUAAUGAAUUAAUAUGCCUUAAUGGUAAAGGCUUAGUUCACAGUUUAGGAAGUGAUUUUCAAAAAUUUUAUUUACAACAAUUUCCAUCAGACGAAACAACAGGAGCAGGUGUCGCUUUAUUCAUCAAUGAUAAAUAUCUAAAAUAUACCCCAAAAAGGCAACAAUUUCGUAUGUACAAAGAAACUUUCCAGAAAAAGUUCAACAAAGAUUUGACCAUGGAAUUUGCGGAUGAUCCAAAAAUAUUAAAUAUUAUACCAGACCCAUUAGAACGGGAGAAAUUUGCCGAAAUGAAUUACGAAGAACUAAAAAUGUGUCUUUUUCUUGCAUUUUACACGAUUAACAGAUCGGUUUCUUUGUUAAAAGCUGAAAUUGAAAAAGCUACUAGUUCGGACGAUCGUUUCAAUCUACUGGAAUUGUUGGUGCAAACGUGUAAAAUUAAUAAUGAUUUAGAUGCAUUUAAUGAUGUUUUGGAUUAUUAUUUUAUUGACCUCCACCGGGAAGAAAGACACGCGGUUUUAGCAAUUUAUAUUUAUCGAAACUUUAAUUUGGAUCAAUUCAGUGAUCAAAACUGGUCGAAACUAGAGAAACUUAUAGAAUGUUUUCGGAUGUGUCAGCACACUAAUCUGGAAGUUUUAAACUUGGUGCUGGGGUUUGUUAAGUACUUGCAUAAAUGCGGAAGAAGUACUAGGAACGCAAUUGAAAUGUUUGUUGAACUACAUGACAGAUGUGAAUUUGAGUGCCAUUCAUUACAAAAUUGUAAGCAAAAUCUCCUGAAAUAUGUUCUUUUAGUGGCUUUAAAAAUCAAGGUUAAAAAACAAAAUUAUAAGAACCUUAUGUUUUACAUAAAAAAUGUUGUAUUGUUUAAUGGGAAGUAUCCAAAAGACUUGAUAGAUUUGUUGCAACAUUCCUUUAUAAAUGACUUUCUAAAAAGUGAAAUAAAUCACAAUAGACUGGAUACCAAAAUAAUAGCAUAUUUCAUCUGUCGAACCUCCAGAAGUUCUUUAGAAAAUGAACUGUUGCAUGAAUUUUGGAAGAAUAUAAUACAUUUUAAAAAAUGUCGUCACAUAGUUCGGUGGUUUUUUAAACAUGACCCAAAUAUUUUACUCGAAAAGUUUGAAGAAUUAUCAGAAUUCAUCAAGUCUAAGAAGGAUUUUUGUUUGUUGUCGGAAAUUAAACGAUAUUGUCACAUAGAUUUGGAUCAGAAAAUUAAAGCAUAUUACUUAACAAAAGUGAAUUCAGGUGAAGAAACCUAUGGUAAAUAUUUAGCCAUACUAUUAUCUUCAAAAGAAAUCCUGGAAGGAACUGAUUUAUUGAAAUAUGGUCGUUUUACAAACUACGAAAACGAAGUUAUCUGGCAUAUUUUUAGUCAAUACUCUUUGAUAUGCUCACACAAUUUAGUAAACAGAAUGUGUUAUUUCAGUCCGGAAAAUAUUUUAACAAAUAUUAUUCUACCAUACACGUUGAGUUUUGCGUUAUUUUUACGAAAUGACGUCAACAUAAAAUCUUUUUGGCUUGAGAAGUCUGUAGAUUCCUGUAGAAAAGUACGUUCUUUGAAUAAGUACUUUUAUAGAAAUCCUUCUCUUCAAAUGUGGUAUAUUUAUUCCUCUAAUGUUGACACUCCUUUUGAGGAACAACAAUUUCAUUCAACUAUUCAAAAAAUACACAAACAGUUCAGGUAUUUAUAUUGGGAGACAUUUUGGAACUUCAAAAGUGUGCAUGAGGGAUAUUCAAAUUGCACACAAUACGAAGACCUAGUGGAUUGUCUUUUCUACGUAGAUGUGAUAAAAAAAAUAUCAAUUGCAAGGGAUGUUAUAACGUAUGUUUUAUUGGCAAAUACUAACAAAGUUUAUAGAAAAUCUAGCUACAUAAUUUUAAAGUUUACAGCAUAUUAUUUGAUGUACAGGAAUGAUCUGGAUACAUUUGAAAAUAUUUUUCAGUUGUUAUCUUCUCAAAGAUUACAUUCGUCUAACCUGACUAUUAUAUUUGAUGAAGCAUUUAUGAUGUUAGGGAAAUAUGAGGAUCCUACUGGAUUUACGAUAUCAGCAUACCCCCGGGACGAGUAUAAACCUGCCUUUAUUAAUUUUAUAGAUUACUGGGAGAAGUUUUUUAAAUUAACUGAUGCACUUAAGCCCUGUGUAUUGAUAAAGUUUUAUAGAAGUUUUGAAUCAAUUGAUUUGGAUAAUGUACCACUUUGUUCCAAAAUUGUAACAGAACUAUUUAGUCAGAUUUUAGCAACUGUUGGUGACGAUCACUUAAACGAUGUAUGCCAAUACAUUAUUAAUUUUUUAAGUUAUAAGUACUUAGGGUCGUCAGAAGCACGGGGAAGAUUGCAGUUGCAUUUAAUUAACAUGAAAAAUGUAAAAAAUAUAAAACUAUUAAACAUCCAUUAUUUAAAUUCUAUCUUUAAUGUAUCUGAGUUGUUCAUAAAUGACAUCCUCCACCAAAUAUUUAAGGAUAAUUCAUCAGAAGACCAACAAAUGUUCCUGACAUUAUUAAAAAACAACCCCUUAAACUACAUUAAAAACUUUGUUAAAGAUUUGUAAGCAACAAAUAUUUUUGAUUAUAAUUAUUAUUAUUAGCAAUUAUAUGUAAUUCGAAU
Molecule: messenger RNA, 3448 nt
Organism: Aethina tumida (small hive beetle)
Lineage: Eukaryota; Metazoa; Arthropoda; Insecta; Coleoptera; Nitidulidae
Exons: 2
Coding region: 102-3392 (1096 amino acids)
Source: RefSeq, a predicted model, not a curated record